AUGGGCCCGCUAAACUGGUUCUCUAUGAACCCGCCAACUCCCCCCACGAUUUAUGAUACCAACUCGAACUUCGGGGCGGGCGUCAUGGAUUCCUACCCACCGUACACCGACGUGGCCCACGCGGAGCCCUUGACCACUGCCUCUGGACGGGCUCUCGAGACCUAUGAGCCGCCUCUGUCGAUUGAGGACCCUUUUCUCGCGUGCAAUGCGCAAUUCCAGUUCCAGACCACUUUCGCAGACCUCAAGGCAAACCAGGCCCCAGUGCAUACUUUACCCCCACAGUCCCAAUGGUGGAGAGAUCAUGACCCCUCCUUCUCAGUGGGCUACUUCCCACAAGAACAGCCAACCUACACCGAUCGUUUGGCAUAUUGGAAUGGUGGAAUUUCAGGCAUUUCAGACCCCCAAAGCCCCCGCAGCAGUAACAGCGGGAGUACUCCUGGGAUCAGUGCCACUGCUACAUCUACGUAUCGAGAAGAUGACGGUCGUCUUUCUGCCUUUGACCAUCACGCCACAUAUCCUCCCCAGAGCGCCGCUUUGCCCUUAGGUCGAUCAAGCGCCUUGCCCCAGCCACAGGGCCCCGAUCUACCCUGA
Molecule: messenger RNA, 591 nt
Organism: Penicillium chermesinum
Lineage: Eukaryota; Fungi; Ascomycota; Eurotiomycetes; Eurotiales; Aspergillaceae
Exons: 2
Coding region: 1-591 (196 amino acids)
Source: RefSeq, a predicted model, not a curated record